Molecule: messenger RNA, 2082 nt
Organism: Penicillium canariense
Lineage: Eukaryota; Fungi; Ascomycota; Eurotiomycetes; Eurotiales; Aspergillaceae
Exons: 2
Coding region: 1-2082 (693 amino acids)
Source: RefSeq, a predicted model, not a curated record
AUGUCGACUAUCCCUGCGACGCAACAGGGCCCCGUUGAGGCGCGCUCGCUCUCGUCGAUCACCGCCAUCGCAUCGAAUCCCCCCGCCUACCCACGCAAUCCCACCCACGAGAAGCACGACCCGCUGCAACUGUACAUCGUAAGGGUACCGGGCAGCCAAGACAUAUUCCUCUCUCCUCUCAAGCCACCCACCAAAUCGAGUGUCUCCGCCGAGGCUAUCAAUGCCUCACUUUACUAUCUCCAUGUUGCGGCACCCGAGGACGAUGCGCUGCUACAGGAAGUUGAGCAGGAGCGCGAGGAACAAGCGCACCGGCGUAGGGACGAGCGGGAGGCUGCCAGCGUGGAUGACCCUGCGCAGCGAGAGUUCGCACGCAUGAACAACGUUCGUCGAAAACCUGUUGGUGGAGACAAUUUAGGCCAUGAGAGAGCACCUGCGCCUGCGCCUAUGCCUGCGCCUAUGCUUGCACCUGCGCCUAUGCCCGUACCUAUGCCCGCGCAGGAGAAUGUUGCCCCUCCACCAUUGCCCCGCCGGCCGGUGCCUAUGCCGCAAGUCUCGGCGGAGAACAUGUCUUUUGCCGGGACGCCAAUCGCGAACGCGCCACUAGAUAUGAAUGGUGAGCCGAGAAAAGAAUCAAUUGACCCGACUGCGCGGCGGCCUUUGCCUCCGCUGCCUCCCCAUGAAGAGCCACUCAACGAGCACCUAGCCGACGACGACCAACCACGAAAGACAAAUCGCUGGAGUGCGUUCGUGGACAAUGUCCAGACCCGAGGGAAAGAAGUUUGGCGAGAGAGGUACGAGAACAUGUCUACGGGUCGGCACAGUUUGGACUCCAACAGACCUCAAUUGCCGCCUCGCCCGUCCCAUGAUGGUUUUCGCUCGCCGAAUAGAAGCCCUGGGCAAUCUCCCACCCGCCAGCCAAGAGCGAACCAAGCUCCUUGUGGGAAUGCUGGUUUUCAUAUCACGCUCAUCCGGCGUGAUCCUGCGUCAGGCACGCAGUGGAACGUCGGGACCAUCUCAACGCCACAGAUGGACCGUAACGCGAUUGACAUCGAGAUCUCGACGCCUGGAUACAAUCGAUUUGCUGGAUCUCAGGAACCAGUUUCCCUUGCGAAUCUGGCUGCCAGCCUUCCCCCCGGGAUGCUCCGCACGGGAGGGCCUUCCAUGCCCCCAUCGUUAGGGCCUGAACACCCAGCUGAGCAACUGCAGCCGCGGCCGCCGCCGCAGCCAACUGGUCCGCGCAAAUUCCAUCGUCAACUCUGCGUCUCAAGGCAAUUUGAGGACUCUCGCACAGGAGGCCGCAGCUCUGCCGACACUGGUGCCGGUCAUAUCCCUGACGGCUCGAAGCUCAAAAGCGGCUACUAUGCCUUCAACUCGCCCUGGAACGGCACCUGCACCUUCUCCUCGAGCGUCAACGGCCGCAGCCUCAAAUGCAAGCAUAUGAUCCUCGGGGUUGGUAAUCCACCACCUGGCGAAAGCAACACCCCCGCAGCGGUUACAGUCGCUGAGAUCCGCUUCAACACGCCCUUCCAAGCUGCCAAUCUGCACUUCCACGCCUCCCAUCGCCAACACCAACAUCCUCACCCACAUCACUCCUUCACCUCCAACCCGACCGUGAAUCCCCCCUCCCCCCGCAACCCUCGCGAACCCUCCAAUCCCGACUCGGCCUCUAAACGCAAUUCCCUCUCCCAGCUCCUCAACCCAAACAACUACGCACGGCCUCGCGCCCACUCAGGCCCCAACUCUCCCUACACCCCAGACACGCCGAGUAGCCCACGCCAAAACUUCAACCCCUCCGCCCUCCUCCGCCGCACCUCCCUCCGCACAGCCCGCUUCUCCCGACACGGCGAGUUCAGACACCAGUAUCCGCCAUCGCGCCCCCGCAGUACAAGCACCAGCAGCGGGGGCCCAGAUUCGGACGAGGAGCGGCUGGAUCUGUCGCUUGCGCGGGAGUUGGCUGGAGGCGGGAUGCGGGGGAAGAGUGCGAAGCUGGGGAAGUUGGUGAUUGAGGAUGAGGGGAUUAAGAUGUUGGAUUUGGUGGUGGCGGCUUGUAUGGCUGUUUGGUGGAGGGGUUAUUAUCAUUGA